AUAUAUAUGUAUAUAAAUUGUUUUUUGUUUUUUUAGCUGGGGGUGCUGACAGCCCUCUGAGGUGGAUCAUUCAUUACCCAGUUUAGGCGCACAAGUUGGUUUCCUCCACGCAGUUCAGAGUGAGGGGGUGAGGUUCUCGCAGAUUAGUCUGGUUGUUUGCCGAGAGGAGAGAGAAGGGGGGUGAGAACGGGGGGUGAGAACGGGAGAGGUGGGGAUAGUGUAGGGUGCCGCAGUGGCCGAGGCUUGUUUUGUUCAUUUUUUCGCUUGUUUGCUUGAAGUUCGUUACAUUGAACAACUCUCCAGGGAGGUGUUGGGAGGUUUCGUUGCGAUCGAGUGAUCAGGGUUGACGUUGUCUGGGUUUUGUUAUUUGCGUGAGAGACAGAACGAAAGAGCAAGAGAGCGAGAAAGACGGAAUCCGAGGACUCUUGAGAGUGGACUCGGAUCGUGCGAGUCGUGGAGGAUCACGGAAGUUUCGGAGGAGGUGGUGGAGCCGGAUUGGUAUCGGUAAUGGCAGAUUGAGGACGGUGCACGAAGGGCUGGCGUGCUUUGCGGUUUUAGAGGUGGAGGGAUGGGCUGCUUCAGUUCGAAGCCCAGGGACUCGCACCGAGCCAGUCAGGAUGUCUUUAAUCCUGAGAAAGUGGAUUUAGAUAAUGAGAAACGAGGUGAACCAGAAGCUGUUCCAACGUUUAAGGAGUACACGUUGGAAACGUUGAAAGCAGCUACUAGGGGUUUUAGCGCAGAGCUCAUUGUCUCGGAGAGUGGGGAGAAAGCACCAAACUUUGUGUACAGAGGCAAGCUCGGCCAAAAUCGCAUAAUCGCUGUGAAGCGCUUUCCUAGGACUGCAUGGCCUGAUGCAAAGGGCUUCUCGGAUGAGGCUUGGAAGGUGGGUCAAGUAAGGCAUGAGAGACUUGUGAACUUGAUUGGAUAUUGUGUUGAGGGCAAUGAGAGGCUCUUAGUUGCGGAGUACAUGCCUCACGACACACUUGCGAAACAUCUCUUUCAUUGGGAUAAGCAGCCAAUGUCGUGGGGCAUGCGAGUGCGUGUUGCUCUUUACGUGGCGCAGGCGCUUGAUCACUGUUCGAAUAACAACCUUCGCCUUUAUCAUGAUCUGAACGCUUACCGGGUGAUGUUUGACCAGGAUGGAAAUCCUCGGCUAUCUUGUUUUGGUCUGAUGAAGAACAGCAGAGAUGGCAAGAGUUACAGCACCAACCUUGCAUAUACACCACCUGAGUAUUUACGCACAGGGAGGGUGACUCCAGAAAGUGUAAUCUACAGCUAUGGAACUGUAUUACUCGAUUUACUGAGUGGCAAGCAUAUUCCUCCGAGCCAUGCGCUGGAUUUGAUACGUGGGAAAAACAUGCUUUUGCUGAUGGACUCCUACUUGGACGGACAAUUUACGAACGAGGAUGGUGUCGAGCUUGUUCGUCUUGCGUCGCGAUGUUUGCAACUUGAACCACGCGAGCGACCGAAUGCAAAGAUGCUUGUGACCGCCCUUACCCCACUUCAGCGGAGAACAGAGUUAAUUCCCUCGUCCACACUGAUGGGAAUUGCCCGAGGACCAAACAUGCCACCAACAGAUGUUCCGGUGUCACCGCUGGGAGAAGCCUGCUCUCGCAAUGAUCUUACAGCAGUGCAUGAGAUUCUGGUCAAAACAGGAUAUAAGGAUGACGAAGGCACCGAUAAUGAGUUGUCUUUCCAAGUCUGGACAAAACAGAUGCAAGACAUGCUCAAUUCAAGGAAACGUGGAGACAUGGCGUUUCGAGAGAAGGAUUUUAGAACAGCUAUUGACUGCUACACGCAGUUUGUUGAUGUAGGAACAAUGAUUUCACCGACUGUAUUUGCACGUCGUAGUUUGGCUUAUCUGCUGAGUGACCAAGCAGAGGCAGCACUUCGUGAUGCAAUGCAGGCCCAGUAUGUUCACCCAGAAUGGCCGACAGCAUUUUACAUGCAAGCUGCCGCCCUCACAAGGCUGGGUAUGGACACGGACGCCAAGGAUAUGUUGAAAGAGGGUAAUGAUUUGUACACAAAAACACAGAGCUCGUUUUUAUUAGUUUAGUCCAGUCUGCGAUGUUGGCCUUUCCAUGCGGUGACAUUUGCGACCUCGCUUUCUUUACACCGAAGUGGUACUGCUCUCCUGCAAGACGUGUGUACUGUGCACGAUUUUGACUUGUGAAUUGGUUAGGCUUGAACAGCCUCUAUGUGCUUUUAACUAUUGAAAUGAUUAUUGUACACCUUGUAGUGAUAAGUAAUCCAUUGCAGUUGCAAUGUGAGGCUCCUCAAGCUACUCUGCUUCUUUGUUUGAAUAGACAUCUUGUACCGCAUUGGAGAUUUAUUUUUAAUGAACGAAGUAAUUUGAGCAA
Messenger RNA from Physcomitrium patens, 2360 nucleotides. RefSeq names its product serine/threonine-protein kinase BSK5. Gene Ontology annotation, biological process: protein phosphorylation; brassinosteroid mediated signaling pathway. The record is from RefSeq and is a predicted model, not a curated record. NCBI's taxonomy places the organism in Eukaryota, Viridiplantae, Streptophyta, Bryopsida, Funariales, Funariaceae. Gene Ontology annotation, molecular function: protein kinase activity; protein binding; ATP binding.